CUGCGGGCGCGGGAGUCGGCGGGACCACAGUCCAGGGCACCGCUCGCUAGACACCCCUCCGCGGAGAGUGCGUUUCUAGGCAACGCCGGGCGGCGUCACUUCCUGCCAUUUAAACUCGGGCCCACCCUCGCGGCGCUCGCCCGAGUCCGCGCGCUCUGUGGUCCCGCGCGCCUUCUUCGCGGCUCCGGGCGGCUGGUGGACGCGAGGGGCGCCGAGGGCGGGAGCGGAGUCCGCGCCGCUCGUCUGCGCUGCGGCCCAGCGGCUCCCGGCGGGCGGGCGGCGGCGAUGGCGGCGGCGGAGCCCGCGAGCUCUGCUCAGCCCACGCCGCAGGCCCAGGCCCAGCCGCCGCCGCCGCCGCCUGGGGCGCCAUCCUCGCAGCCGCCCGCGGCGCUCGCGGCGGGCAGCAGCCGGCACGAGAAGAGCCUGGGGCUGCUCACCACCAAGUUCGUGUCGUUGCUGCAGGAGGCGCAGGACGGCGUCCUGGAUCUCAAAGCGGCUGCAGAUACUUUGGCUGUGAGGCAAAAGCGAAGAAUUUAUGAUAUCACCAAUGUCUUAGAAGGAAUUGAUCUAAUUGAAAAAAAAUCAAAGAACAGUAUCCAGUGGAAGGGUGUAGGUGCUGGCUGUAAUACUAAAGAAGUUAUAGAUAGAUUAAGAUUUCUUAAAGCUGAAAUUGAAGAUCUAGAACUGAAGGAAAGAGAACUCGACCAGCAGAAAUUGUGGCUACAGCAAAGCAUCAAAAAUGUGAUGGAAGACUCCAUUAAUAACAAAUUUUCCUAUGUAACUCACGAAGACAUCUGCAAUUGCUUUAAUGGUGAUACACUGUUGGCCAUUCAGGCACCUUCUGGCACACAGCUCGAAGUACCUAUUCCAGAAAUGGGUCAGAAUGGACAAAAGAAAUACCAGAUAAAUUUAAAGAGUCACUCAGGACCUAUCCAUGUGCUGCUUAUAAAUAAAGAGUCCAGUUCAUCUAAGCCGGUGGUUUUUCCUGUCCCCCCACCUGAUGACCUCACACAGCCUUCCUCCCAGUCCUCAACAUCAGUGACUCCACAGAAAUCCACCAUGGCUGCUCAGAACCUGCCUGAGCAGCAAGUUUCUGAAAGAAGCCAGAGUUUCCAGCAGACACCAGCUACAGAAGUAUCUUCAGGAUCUAUUAGUGGAGACAUCAUUGAUGAACUGAUGUCUUCUGAUGUCUUUCCUCUCUUACGGCUUUCUCCUACCCCAGCAGAUGACUACAGUUUUAAUUUAGAUGAUAAUGAAGGAGUUUGUGAUUUGUUUGAUGUUCAGAUACUAAAUUAUUAGAUUCCAUGGAAACUUGGGACUGUUAUCUACCUCUAACUGUAACAUUGUAGAAUUCUUAAUAACCUAAGUAUUUAAAAUUAUGAAUGUAACACCGUUUUAGUUCGCUGAUUCUGAAAUGUUCUUCCCUAACCUUUAAUUUUUUACUUCACAAAACUUGAAAGGGCUCUGACUGCUUCAAGGGGGUGAUUAACUGUCUGCUAGCAUGCCCCUCCAGUGAUUAUAUUCAGUUUCUUUCAAGCUGAAUUCUGCUGUAGCUUCCUCUGCUGAGGAAAGUUAAAGCAGGCUUCAGGCCAUCACAACAAAAGAUUGCCCAGAAGAUCACUUAUUUGUCUUUAUGUUGUUACUGCCACAAAGUUCUAUCUAUGUGUCCUUCAGACAUUCACUGCCACAUAGAGGGAAGGACGUCACUGCUGCGUGGACAGACUUUGUGAAGUGCCUUCUGUUUUAGCACUUUAAGUCUUUCAGUUUGUUGACUUCUGACAUUCCACUUUCCUAGAGUCUAGGAAAGAUCUGUUAUGUAGUUGUUUUUAAAAUGUGCCAAUGCCUGUCCAUUAACAAGAUUAAAAAGAUCAAGGUGUA
This is a messenger RNA of Peromyscus leucopus (white-footed mouse), 1878 nucleotides long. RefSeq names its product E2F transcription factor 5 (gene E2f5). NCBI's taxonomy places the organism in Eukaryota, Metazoa, Chordata, Mammalia, Rodentia, Cricetidae. Gene Ontology annotation, cellular component: RNA polymerase II transcription regulator complex. The record is from RefSeq and is a predicted model, not a curated record. Bases 286 to 1299 code for a protein of 337 amino acids. The transcript is spliced from 8 exons. Gene Ontology annotation, molecular function: DNA-binding transcription factor activity, RNA polymerase II-specific; protein dimerization activity; RNA polymerase II cis-regulatory region sequence-specific DNA binding. Gene Ontology annotation, biological process: regulation of transcription by RNA polymerase II.